Messenger RNA from Metarhizium brunneum ARSEF 3297, 222 nucleotides. RefSeq names its product DNA-directed RNA polymerases I, II, and III subunit RPABC4 (gene RPC10). The record is from RefSeq and is a predicted model, not a curated record. Lineage: Eukaryota; Fungi; Ascomycota; Sordariomycetes; Hypocreales; Clavicipitaceae. Gene Ontology annotation, biological process: DNA-templated transcription. Gene Ontology annotation, cellular component: RNA polymerase I complex; RNA polymerase II, core complex; RNA polymerase III complex. Gene Ontology annotation, molecular function: DNA binding; zinc ion binding.
AUGCCUCGCGAAGAAUACCAAGUCCCUUCCGCCGGCGGCACCGCUGUCCGCGGCAACACUCGCGACGACCACGCCUCCCGCUCCGUCAUGACCUAUCUCUGCGGCGACUGCGGGUCGAGCGUCUCUCUGGGCAAGGAUGCGCUGGUUGCCUGCCCUCACUGCGCGGGGAGAGUGCUCUACAAGGAGAGGACCAAGAGAAUGGUGCAGUUUGAAGCGCGAUAA